Molecule: messenger RNA, 1470 nt
Organism: Dioszegia hungarica
Lineage: Eukaryota; Fungi; Basidiomycota; Tremellomycetes; Tremellales; Bulleribasidiaceae
Product: major facilitator superfamily transporter
Exons: 12
Coding region: 1-1470 (489 amino acids)
Biological process (GO): transmembrane transport
Cellular component (GO): membrane
Molecular function (GO): transmembrane transporter activity
Source: RefSeq, a predicted model, not a curated record
AUGUCCACCGCCAUCGACCGCACCGAUUCCUUUAAGGAUGAGAAAUACCUCGACCCCACGCCUGGCGCGGUCGACGCCAUCGCAGAGGAGAUUGACCCGGUCGCAGAGAGAAAGCUUCUCCGCAAGCUCGAUCUCCAUAUCGCCCCUGUCAUGUGCAUGAUCUUCCUCCUCGCUUACAUUGACCGGUCCAAUAUCGGUAACGCCUCUACUGCCGGAUUAAUCGCGGAUUGUGGGCUGGUCGGCAAUGAGUACAACACCGUCGUGACGCUUUUCUACGUCACAUAUGUCGCUUUCGAAGUGCCUCUUACAGUAUUAUUGAAGAAGUUCCGGCCCUCUCGCUUGAUCACCGGUCUUGUCGUCGGAUGGGGUAUUGUCAUAGUCUGCACCGGUUUCGCCAACUCGUACGCCUCGCUUAUCGUCCUCCGACUGCUCCUCGGUGCUUUUGAGUCCGGUCUCUUCCCUUGUCUUGCCUUGUACCUCUCCAGCUUCUACCGGCGGAAGGAGCAAGCUCGCCGAGUCGCCUACCUGUUCGUCGCCAGUGCGCUGUCCGGCGCGUUCGGCGGUCUGCUCGCAUACGGUAUCCUUCGUAUAGAUGGAGGCGGUAGGAAGCCAUGGCAGUGGCUCUUCAUCAUCGAGGGCAUCAUCACCGUCGUCUUUGGACUGUCUAUCCCCUGGCUUCUCCCCGAUGACUUUGAAAGUGCCCGAUACCUCACCCACGCCGACAAGGAGCUCAUGCGCCUUCGUCAACGAGUCGAGUCGAUCUACGUUGGCAACCAGCACUUUGAGUGGAGCAAAGUCCGCGCGGCCUAUUCGGAUUACAAGCUGUGGAUCAACUGCUUUGCUCAAUUUGGCUCUAACGUCCUGUCAUUCGGGUUCAGUACUUUCCUCCCCAACAUCAUUCGAGCUUUCGGCUUUGACGUUGUCACCACUCAGGUCCUGACUGUCCCAAUCUACUUCUGGGCCGCUGCCGUCUACAUCACUGCUUCAAUUAUCUCUGACAAGAUUGGUCGCCGGAUCAUCUUCAUGAUUCCCCUCGCAUCCGUCACCCUCAUCGGCUACAUCAUCCUCAUCAUUCCCAGCAUCACCAGCCAGGGCGUCCGCGUCUUUGCCCUGCUAUUACAGGCGACCGGUAUUUACUCUAUGGUCGGUCUCAACAUCGUCCUCCUGACCAACUCGCAAGCACCUUACUUCAAGCGCGCCACCGCUAUCGGUACGCAGCAGAUGAUCGGGAACUGCGCUGGCUUCGUCGCUGGUCAGAUCUUCUUGACCACGGAUGCUCCUCGAUACUACCUCGGUGCCAAGGUCUCGCUGGCGUUCACUUGCUUCUGCAUGUGCCUUUACCUCACACAAUACUUGAUUUUCACUCGCCUGAACGCCAAGAGGGAGAAGAUGUCGACAGAGGAGAAGGAGAGACUCAUUGCGGAGGGGGCGGACGGCGAUGCCCACCCCGACUUCAGGUAUCCUCAAUAG